AAAAAAUCAUUCUAGGACUUAUUUUCGAGUUAGGUCUUAUUUUGGGGGGAAAUACGGUAUAAAUGUCAACUUCGCAGGCAGAGUGGGAAAAUUUAAGCUCCUUAUACAAGUGUGAUUGACCUCAGUUGCCGAAGGAUGAGCACUAAGAACUUGUGGUUCCUGAUGUUAGCAGUUACUUAUCUACUGUCCAAUGUGGCAUCAGAAGCUUUUGGACUUUCCAGAGUACGAAGAAAUGACAAGCAAUUAAACGUUUUACACUUCAGUCAAGGCAGGAUGAAUGCCAAAGACCCAACAAGCUUACGACAUGAGAGACCUGCUUUUUGUCGUGAUCUUGACUGCCCAGAGUUCACGGUUGUCAAAAAUGAGACAGGAUACGAGCUAAGGGAAUAUAUGCCGACUCACUGGGUAUCAAGUAAUGUUGCUGGCUUGAGUUACGACACUGCUGUGUACCAAGCAUUCAUGCGCCUCUUUGGCUAUAUAAGUGGUGAAAACGAGAAAAAAGAGAAGAUCACCAUGACAGCUCCUGUCAUCACUCGCGUCAUCCCUGGCCAGGGGCCAGCUUGUGAGAAUAAUUUCACUGAGUCAUUCUUCAUUUCACCACAAGUUGACCCCCCUUCUCCAUCUAACCCAAAGGUGUUCCUGAGUUCCCUACCAAAGAUGCUGGUCUAUGUCAGGUCAUUCCCUGGUUUUGCUACAGAGAGCGAUUGGCUGGCUCAAGCUAGGGAACUUGCAGCAGCUCUGGGUCCUAAUGCAACCUACAUCAAGGACUAUUUCUACACUGCUGGUUAUGACAGUCCUUUUCAAAUCUUUAACCGUCACAAUGAGAUAUGGUUCAUUGCUCAGUAACUUGACAACUGUUUCCUAAAAAAACAGGUGUUUGCAUAAUAAGGGAAAACCGUAACAAUGAAUCUCGAGAAUAUGUAUCUGAAAAUGGCAAAUUCUGAUCGCUUGUUGUGACAAAAUGUAUUUUUAAUCUGGUUUGUUUUGCAAUUUUCUUGCUAGCUCUAGACAAAGCAGUUCCAACAUAUUUCUCUUAUGCAGGCACAGUAUUUUGAGCACUUGACUCCAGUAGUUACGUCUUGGAGAAGGAAAACCAGUUUUAAACUAAAAUGCUUUGUAGACGAUUGUUUUCAAAGAAAUGAGAAAGGUUGGUUGUAGGUGAGGGAAAGUAGAAAUCAUCGUCCAUGCGUAGACUCGCUUAUCAAAUACAUAGCAACGUAUACCUAACAGGCUUACUGCAUAAUUUCAACAGUUAUACUGUACUUAGCUAUUUAAACUUUUUUGUUGUUCAUUCAGGUUUGCUUCUGUAAUCUAAAUAUUCUGUUUAGUAGCUACAAAGAUCAUUUAUUUUCUUUAGUGGUAAAUGGUAAUAGCUCGGACUGUUCAACUUAACGUUUUUGUGUGUGUAUGUGCGAGAGAGAGAGAGACUGUGAGGGAAAGAGUAACAGCAGUUAAUGCUCAAUGACAGAAAUGUCUGUUUGCACCUUUUUACAGUUAUAGUUUUCUAUAAAAAAAAAUAUAACAUUAAAUACAUUCCAAUAUAAAGUUUGAAAUUUACA
Molecule: messenger RNA, 1559 nt
Organism: Pomacea canaliculata
Lineage: Eukaryota; Metazoa; Mollusca; Gastropoda; Architaenioglossa; Ampullariidae
Product: heme-binding protein 2-like
Exons: 6
Coding region: 136-846 (236 amino acids)
Source: RefSeq, a predicted model, not a curated record